AUGCAGGACCACUCAGUGGGCCGGCCUAUGAAGGUCAGGGAACACAGGAAACACAGAGUCAAGGAGAAGAGCAGCAGGAAGCUCAGCUCAGAGUUAUUGGCCCUAACAAUGGCAAACUGGAACCCUCUGAAAUUCAAACUUGAUGCAAACACUCCUUUCUGUCAGAUCCUGGGGAGUCCAGAGUUUCCUCUGCUGUCUAAGGAGGGAGAUGUCAUGAUUGGGGGAGCCUUUUCCAUCCACAGCAAAAUCACACAACCUCCACUUUCCUUUACAAAGAAACCAUCACGUCUCAUAUGUUCCAGUGUGAACCUCAGGGAGUUUCGAUUUGCCCAGACAAUGAUUUUUGCAAUCCAAGAAAUAAACAAAAGCAAAUAUCUUCUUCCCAAUGUUUCAAUUGGAUACCGUAUUUAUGACAACUGUGGCUCAACAUUAUCCUCAAUGCGUGCUGUGAUGGCCCUGAUGAACGGUGAUGAGUGGACUGUGGGAAAGAGCUGUUCAGGACAAUCAGCUGUUCACGCUAUAAUCGGGGAGUCUGAGUCCUCUUCAACCAUUGUCCUGACACGUACUACUGGACCUUUCAAAAUACCUGUGAUAAGUCAUUCAGCUACUUGUGAGUGUUUGAGCAAUAGGAAGGAGUAUCCCUCUUUCUUUCGAACCAUUGCCAGUGAUCUCUACCAAAGUCGAGCUCUUGCCCAGAUGGUCAAGCACUUUGGCUGGACCUGGGUCGGGGCAGUCAACAGUGACAGUGACUAUGGCAACAACGGCAUGGCCAUCUUCCUUGCUGCAGCCAAGGAGGAAGGAGUGUGUGUGGAGUAUACAGAGAAAUUUCACCGGGCAGAACCAGAAAAACUCAUGAAAGUUGUAGAAGUGAUCCGAAAGAGCACUGCCCGGGUCAUUGUUGGUUUUCUGGCCCACGUAGAGAUGAACAACCUUCUGGAGAAGUUAAGUCUGCACAACAUCACAGGCCUGCAGUUUAUUGGUGUGGAGGCCUGGAUCACUGCUGACAGCCUCGUGACUCCCACCAGCUUUAGUGUGCUAGGAGGUUCACUGGGUUUUGCUGUGCAAAAGGCCAACAUCAGUGGCCUGGAUGAUUUCUUAAUCAAAGAUUUCUGGGGGACAGAGUUUAAGUGUAAGGAGACAAACGGUGACACCAAUGCAGAAACAGCAACAUGCAAAGAAAACCAGGAUCUAAUUGAGUUUAAAGACAAUGAUGAUGAUGUUGCAGAGCUGCGAUACUUCAGUAACAUUUACAAAGCUAUCUAUGCUGUGGCCCAUUCACUGCACAGCCUUUUAAAAUGCUCAGAAAGUCAGGGGUGUGACAGGAUGAUAAAGGUUACUCCUUGGCAGGUAGUGGAGUCUUUGGAGCAGGUCAAUUUUACCAUUAACAACGGAGACCGGGUGUGGUUUGACAGCACUGGAGCAGCUGUGGCUAAGUAUGAGGUGGUGAACUGGCAGCGUGGAUCAGAUGACUCAGUCCAAUUUAAACCUGUCGGCUAUUAUGAUGCCUCCCUACCUCCUGGAAAGAAGUUUGUCCUCAAGACUGAAGCCAUAAUGUGGCCUGGGGGGAAGACAGAGUUGCCUGUGUCAGUGUGCAGUGAAAGAUGUCGUCCAGGAACUCAUAAAGUCCUUCAGAAAGGAAAGCCAGUCUGCUGCUAUGACUGCAUGCCAUGUGCAGAGGGAGAAAUCAGCAACAGCACAGGAUGUAACUGA
Messenger RNA from Anoplopoma fimbria (sablefish), 1710 nucleotides. Its product is annotated as extracellular calcium-sensing receptor-like. The record is from RefSeq and is a predicted model, not a curated record. Bases 1 to 1710 code for a protein of 569 amino acids. Gene Ontology annotation, cellular component: membrane. The transcript has 8 exons. Gene Ontology annotation, biological process: G protein-coupled receptor signaling pathway. Lineage: Eukaryota; Metazoa; Chordata; Actinopteri; Perciformes; Anoplopomatidae. Gene Ontology annotation, molecular function: G protein-coupled receptor activity.